Molecule: messenger RNA, 973 nt
Organism: Racocetra persica
Lineage: Eukaryota; Fungi; Glomeromycota; Glomeromycetes; Diversisporales; Gigasporaceae
Source: the annotation of a GenBank genome assembly
CGAACUUGUGGAAAUGAUCAAUAGAGAUUAUGCGAGUUUCGUGGAUCUCUCUACAAAUUUAAAAGGUGUGGAUAAAGUCAUUGAAGAAGUUGCAAGACCAUUAGGAAAAAUGAGAGAAGAAAUUCAGGCAUGUUAUCAUGGCUGUUUAAACAACCUUUACGUUCGCACAACUUUUCAGAAUGUCGUGGAUUCAUUAGAAAAUCAAUUAUCCCACCGGGCCUCCAUACGAGAAAAGAAGGCUUCUUUACAACUCCUUAUCAAUAUCCAUGAAUCUGUUCGUAAAGUCGAAAAUUUAUUGUUAAUUAGCAGUGAGAGUGCAUCGUCUCUUUUAUCAAAAGAUGAUAGUGGAAAUAGUGCAAAACAAAUUGAGCGUGUGGCAAUCGAAUAUAAUCAGAUGCAAUAUCUGGUCAGCAAAGGGAAAGAUCUGCCUUUUGUGGCGAAUAUUGACUGGAGGAUCACUAGAAUAAAAGAGACUUUGCGUACAAAUUUAUCAUCUGCUCUUCGGUCUGCUUUGAACAGAGUUAAAAAUCAAUCAAACGAUGUUGCUUCAAAAGAAACCUUGACCCAAAUUUUAAGGACAUAUGCUUUGAUUGACCAAACUAAAUCCGCAGAGUCAGUGAUAAGGACAGAAUUGGUAGCUCCAAGCAUCAAUGAAGUAGUUAGCCAAUCAAAUCUUGAAAAUCAAACACAGCCAAUUCCUUAUACAUCUGCUAUAUCUUCAACACGUCCCACAAAAGCAUCCAAGGCUCACUAUAGUUUGCAUUAUUCCAAAGAACCUUUAGCACUCAUGUACAACCGGAUUCUUACAUUUAUCAACACUGAUUGGUUUAUUCUUUUGGAGAUUACAAGGAAAAUACUUAAGGGGACUAGUUUUGAAAUUUUAGUAAAUUCUAUGUGGGCUGAAGUAGUAGAAUCAGUCACAAAAAAAUUGCCGAUAAUUUUUAUCCCAGGAAUUUCUAAUGUUUUUCAUAAG